This is a messenger RNA of Erinaceus europaeus (western European hedgehog), 1179 nucleotides long. It is a transcript of the gene GIPC2, whose product is annotated as GIPC PDZ domain containing family member 2. Gene Ontology annotation, molecular function: protein binding. The record is from RefSeq and is a predicted model, not a curated record. The transcript is spliced from 6 exons. Bases 147 to 1094 code for a protein of 315 amino acids. NCBI's taxonomy places the organism in Eukaryota, Metazoa, Chordata, Mammalia, Eulipotyphla, Erinaceidae.
AAGAAAGGUGACUGCUUCUCCCGGCGCCACCAGGCGGAAGCGCCUCGGUCAUUGGCCCGGGGGCGGGGGGAGGCUUUACCUGCGCCGGGCGCAAAGUCCGCAGCGCUCACCGCAGAGCAGAGGGGCCCGGCCCAGGGUCAAGCAAGAUGCCGCUGGGGCUGCGGAGCAAGAAGAAAUGCGCCUUCAAGGAGACCGCGCCGCUGGUGGAGGGCGAACAGGAGGGCGCGGGUGGCGAUGGCGCCCCCGGCCCCGCGGUUCCCGCCCGCCGCCUGGUUUUUCACACGCAGCUGGCGCACGGCAGCGCCACCGGCAGGGUGGAGGGCUUCUCCAGCAACCGCGAGCUCUACGCCCGGAUCGCGGGCGUGUUCGAGAUCUCGCCGUCGGAGAUCUUAUAUUGUACUUUAAACACACCUAAAGUCGACAUGGAAAAUCUUUUAGGAGCACAAAUAGGUCUUGAAGAUUUCAUAUUUGCCCAUGUGAAAGGGCUUAAAAAAGAAGUGAAUGUGUAUAAAUCAGAGGAUUCACUUGGUCUCACCAUUACAGAUAAUGGUGUUGGCUGUGCUUUUAUAAAGAGAAUCAAGGAAGGGAGCAUCAUUGACUCAGUUAAGACAAUCUGUGUGGGGGAUCACAUUGAAUCCAUCAAUGGAGAAAAUAUUGUGGGGUUGCGGCACUAUGAAGUUGCUCAGAAGCUAAAGGAAUUAAAAAGAGAGGAACUCUUCACCUUGAAGUUAGUAGAACCAAAGAAGGCAUUUGAAAUAGGGCCAAGGUCAGUAGCAAAGACAUUGUCAGGAGGAAAAGUUGGCACUGGAAGGGGAACUCUUCGCCUGAGAUCAAAAGGCCCAGCCACCGUGGAAGAAGUGCCCUCUGAAGUCACAGCGAAAGCGAUUGAAAGGGUUGAUGAUCUUCUUGAAUUGUACAUGGGAAUUCGAGAUAUUGACUUAGCUACCACAAUGUUUGAAGCUGGAAAGGACAAAAGUAAUCCAGAUGAAUUUGCUGUGGCACUUGAUGAAACACUCGGAGACUUUGCAUUUCCAGAUGAAUUUGUCUUCGAUGUUUGGGGAGCCAUCGGUGAUGCCAAGCGAGGACGACUAUGAUGUCGAUGAUCCAUCUCUGGAGACAUGAAUCUUUGUUCCAUUAAAAAAAAAAAAACAACUCCAUAAAAUCUGUUUUUAGACACUA